UUCACUUUCACUUCUCCUUCCAGCUCCGGGCAGCUUUUUUCCUGAUGGUUUUUGUGCACUGAGGAACUUGUGUGGUGCCUGGAUGCCCCCAGACUGAAGGAGGUAAAGCCCACGGUGAUAAAGCCAUGGGAAGUGAUAUUCUUUGUUGGAACAGCUUAUCUUUGAGACUGGUGUCUGUCUGCUUGCUGUGUGCAUCGGUUGGAAAACAAUGUCAAAUCAGAAAUACAAUGGCAGACUGCAGUCACCUAAAACUGACUCAAAUUCCUUCUGAUCUCCCAAACAAUAUAACUGUUUUGGACAUUUCUCAUAAUCAGCUGAAAAAACUGUGUCCUGCAAAUCUGACCAAGUACAGCAAGCUGGUUUACUUAAAUGCAGGAUACAACAUCAUCUCUAAACUGCAACCAGAACUAUGCAAAAAUUUGCCCCUGUUGCAAAUUUUGGUGCUAGAACAUAAUCAAUUGCAUGAGCUCCCUGAUGGUGCAUUUGCUUCCUGCACCAACCUGACUGAGCUCAAUCUAGGAUACAACAUAAUAGAUGUAAAAAAUGAUCCUUUCAAAACCCUGGAGAACUUGAAUAUUUUGGAUCUAACUCAUAAUCACUUGAAGUCAGCAAAUUUAGGAUUGGAACAGCAGCUGAAGAACCUCCGUGAGCUUGUGCUGUGUGGAAAUCAAAUCACUGAGUUAAAAAAGGAAGACCUCAGUUUUCUUAGCAACACUUCAUUGAGUAGUCUUGAUUUGUCAUCGAAUCCCCUGAAAGAGUUUCACACAGGAUGUUUACGUGCAAUUGGAAAUCUGUUUGGCCUUAUACUGAACAAUGUUGAACUUGGUGAAAAUUGCACAAAGAAACUUUGUACAGAAUUAUCAAACACAGCAAUUCAGAACCUCUCACUGAGCCAUGUGAAGCUUUCAUACAUUAACAAGACAACUUUCCAGGGACUGCAAGGAACAAAUCUCACAGUUUUAAACCUUUCCAAAAAUUCUCUUUCUGUGAUAGAAGACGACUCUUUUCAGUGGCUUUCAAAUUUAGAGUACUUAAACCUGAAGGAUAACAUUAUUCGUGUAUCUUCACGUUCAUUUCAUGGAUUGUCCAGCAUCAAACAUCUGAAUCUGAUAAAUUCACUCACUGGGAAAAUUGAAGAUUUUUCCUUCCACUGGUUAUACCACCUGGAGUACCUUUUAAUGGAUAACAACAAUUUUCCACGAAUCACUACUAAUAUGUUCACAGGACUGAACAACCUUAAAUACCUGAGUCUUUCUAACUGCAACAUAAACUUACAAAGAAUAACUAAUACAACAUUUUUAUCACUUGCUAAUUCCAGCUUGCAGGUUCUCAACCUCACAAAAACAAGAAUCUCUACAAUAGAAAGUGGGGCAUUUUCCUGCUUGGGACACCUGAAAAUUCUCGAUCUUGGUCUUAAUGAAAUUAGUCAAGAGCUCACAGGUCAUGAGUUUAAAGGUCUCAAUAAUAUACAGUAUAUUUAUCUUUCCUAUAACAAAAACUUGACUUUGCGAAGUGAAUCAUUCUCUUUUGUUCCAAGCCUUAGAAUGCUCAUGCUAAGGAAGGUAGGUUGCAGUAAUCUGGCAAUUUCUCCUUCACCUUUUCAUCCUCUACAAAAUCUGACUGUCCUGGAUGUCAGCAAUAACAACAUAGCAAACAUAAAGGAAGAUUUGUUUGAUGGACUUCACAAACUUGAUAUUCUGAAUUUGCAGCACAACAAUUUAGCUCGGCUUUGGAAACAUGCAAAUCCGGGAGGCCCUGUUCUUUUUUUAAAAGACCUUCCCAACUUGCAUAUUCUAAAUUUAAAAUCAAAUGGGUUUGAUGAGAUUCCAGUUCAGGUUUUCAAGGGUCUGUUUCAGUUAAAAUAUUUGGAUUUAGGAUCAAAUAAUUUGAAUCUGCUUCCGGCAACUUUAUUUGAUGACCAAACCUCUCUGAAUUCAUUGAACCUUCAGAAAAAUCUAAUAACCUCAGUUGAAGAAGAAGUGUUUGGCCCAGCUUUCAAGAACUUGAGAAAGCUAGAGAUGGAUUCCAAUCCAUUUGAUUGCACCUGUGAAAGUAUUGCUUGGUUUGCUAGUUGGCUUAAUGCGACCCAAGCAUAUAUACCUGGAUUGCAGUCUCAGUACAUUUGCAACACUCCGCCUAAGUAUCAUGGUACUCUGGUGUUGCAUUUUGAUAGCUCAGCCUGCAAAGACAGCGCUCCAUUUAAACUUCUGUUUGUGAUCACUACUACAGUUGUGAUGCUACUCAUUUUUAUUGUUCUUCUCAUCCAUUUUGAAGGGUGGAGAAUAGCUUUCUACUGGAACAUUUCAGUAAAUCGAAUACUUGGUUUUAAAGAACUUGAUAGACUACAGGAAGAGUAUGAUUAUGAUGCUUACAUUAUUCAUUCAAGACACGACAAGAAUUGGGUGUUGAAGAAUUUCAUCUCUCUGGAAAAAAAUAAGCAAUUUGAAGUUAGGUUUUGUUUAGAAGAACGGGACUUUGAAGCAGGCAUAUCAGAAUUUGAAGCCAUAAUUAACAGUAUAAGAAGGAGCAGGAAGAUUAUUUUUGUUGUGACUGAGCAUCUCUUAAAGGAUCCCUGGUGCAAGAAGUUUAAGGUGUAUCAUGCUGUUCAGCAAGCUAUUGAACAAAGUCGGGACUCCAUCAUAUUGGUCUUUCUUCAUGACAUCCAAGAUUACAAGUUGAAUCAUGCACUUUGCUUGAGAAGAGGAAUGUUCAGAUCUCGCUGCAUCUUGAAGUGGCCAGCCCAGAAAGAAAGAGUCAAUGCAUUUCAUCAGCAAUUAGUGAUGGCACUUAAAUCUAAUAGUAAAGCACGGUGAAUGUUGAUGGUCAAACUGUCAGCUUUCUAUCAUUAGAAAACUAGCAAGCUGUCAGUAAAAAAUGAAAAAAAUUUUGUCAUGCUGGAAAAAUACAAGAGUCACUAAUUUAAAUUUAGUUGUCUACAGUGCAAUUCACCUGCACCAAGGUGGCAUUAUUUAAAGUGGACUACAGUUGAUAGUCAUUUCAGUCUGUGUAUCAAAAAGCAGUUGUGAAAUGACUGAAUUCUGAAAAUUCUGAAUGACUGAAGUCCUAGGGAAAAUGUCCGUCUGAUAUAAUGCGGAAAAGCCAUGGGCUCUCCCCUUUAAAUGGGUAUGUUAAAGAGAAUUCAAUAGAAAGUAGAAUGGACACUACCAUUUGUUUUCAAAACAGAAGGGGUGAUUCAGAGAGAUUAAACUUGAAAAACUUUCUAUAUGAAACACAGUAAGUAACAUGGAAAUUAUUUCUGUAGUCAAAGCCACUGAAAAGGAACAAACCAGACAGAAUUCUGUAUUGUAAUUUCUUAUACAUUAAUUUGGCUGUUUCUUCCUUCCUUCUUCUGUACUUUUCAGAAGCACAGAGUAGUAGGCAAUUGCAUAGUAUUAAGAUACAGAUUUACAGGCUAGUAGCUUGAUCUGGAGAGAGCUGAGAAUGAGGAAAAUGUGCUCUGAAAUGAUGUUUAUCAUGUCUGAGACAGUCUGCAAUUUUAUGGAGUGUUUGAGCACAACUUAUUGACUCUACACAGUUAUUUGUAUGUUUCUAUUAAUGUUUAAUUGCUCCUUCAGAGGACCUUUCAAACUUUGUCUUCAUCAAUUUUUAGUACUUGUUUGGUCCUUCGUUAGCUGAGGAAUAUUUUUACUGUUUUUUCCCUAGCAUUUCUCUCCUCAACUUCAAUACCACCAUUAUACCAAGAAUGUUGUUUUACUGCUUUAGACAAUAGAUUUCAGAUGGUUCGAUAGUUAACAUUUUAAGCAGCUUUUCUUAUGAUUUGUUACAUUCAUAGAUGAAAAACAUCGGGUUUUAAUAGGUUUCUGCGUCCCAUGAUGACAGAAAAUAAAUGAGAAAUAUUUAAUGAAACAGGUUUUGCAUGCGCAGGAAGAGUGAAAGGAGUGUUGACUGCCUUCAGUUGCUCAGGAAGUCCUGGAGUGAAAACAAAAGGCUUUGUUUACAGAUGAAGUGAUAGAUGAUGAUUCCCUAAUUACAGUAAUAGGAUUAUCCUAUUGUGAUGCUUUCAUCUCAUCUUUCUGUCCUUUUCAGGCUAAGUGACAAAUAUCUCUCUUCAUGCAUAGACUGUGAAAGUUGAGGAGGCAAGGCGGUGAGGAUGGGGUGCCAGGUAUGCACCAUGUCAAUUGUCCUUUCUUUUAUUUAAUGAUUAACGUGAAAGUGUACCUAUGUUUCCUACAUCUGUAAUGACAAAAAAAGCAGAAUUUCUCAUUUCAACUCAAUGGUUUAUAUUCGCAUGUAUAUUAAAAAUAUUGUAACAUUGCGGAGAAUGCACAAAUAAAUGCUGAGGUGAAAUGCGAUACAAGAGGUCAGAUUAAAUGAUCAAAUGGUCUUUUCUGGCCAUUAAAGUGUUAAAAGACAUCACGUCUAAUUUCUCAAAAGACACCCUUGUUACUCCAAAUGCCCCCAAAAUUGGUCUUGGAAAACUGAGUAAAUGUGUUACGGAUACUUUUGUAAUAUAGCUAAGAAUACAAACUAAAUGUAACUGCUGAUGAAUGAAAAUCAUUUUAAAUAGUAAAAGUAUGACAGUGAGUUCUAAAAAGUUAUUUUAGUAUUUACAUUCAGUUUAAAAUAAUUUACAACAGAAGAAGGUAUUAUAAAGGGUUGCAGUGAGAAUUAAAUUAAUGUUAAAAAAAAAAGCACAAAAGCAUUUAAGCACAAGACCAAUGAUAAAACAUCAAUAUACUUGACAUAUAUAUAUGUGUGUGUGUAUAUAUAUAGAUAUAUUUAUACAAAAAUUCCUUGUUUGUCUGGAAGUUUUCUACUUCUGCUCUGCUCCUAUACAUACGUUUCUCAGUAUUACUGAGAGUAAAUAAAUGGGUUUACUUAUGGUGAAGAGUUGUAAGUCCUUUCAGGAUUAGCAGUAUGUAUCUGAGCUGUCUGUUUUCUUGACACUGGGUAGCAUCAGACCAUACUAUGGUGAUUUGCUGAGGAGAUGAAAAUCAAAUAAAUGAAAAACAGUAUC
Molecule: messenger RNA, 4978 nt
Organism: Cygnus atratus (black swan)
Lineage: Eukaryota; Metazoa; Chordata; Aves; Anseriformes; Anatidae
Gene: TLR3
Product: toll like receptor 3
Exons: 5
Coding region: 126-2813 (895 amino acids)
Biological process (GO): immune response; toll-like receptor signaling pathway; inflammatory response
Cellular component (GO): membrane
Molecular function (GO): transmembrane signaling receptor activity; protein binding
Source: RefSeq, a predicted model, not a curated record